Paramormyrops kingsleyae is the source of this 6859-nucleotide messenger RNA. RefSeq names its product ras association domain-containing protein 8-like. The record is from RefSeq and is a predicted model, not a curated record. Gene Ontology annotation, biological process: signal transduction. Lineage: Eukaryota; Metazoa; Chordata; Actinopteri; Osteoglossiformes; Mormyridae.
GAAAUGAGAUCAUCUGUGAGAGUUUAGUCAUAUUUGUGGAAAAAAAAAAAUCUGGAAGAUGGGUAAUUUAUGACAGUGUAAUUGCUUAAAUGAUAUCAGCCAUUGUCCUGUAAAGUGAUACAGCAGAGAACAAGUGCACUGUGUUCAUUCUUAGGCCCUUGGUGUUCAUUAUUUAUUUUUUUGUUUUCAAACCAGUUAUUGAAAUAUCACUCCACAUUCAACAUGGUCUCCAUUGUCAAGACAGAGAUUUACACAGGCUGGACAGGGCCAGGGAGAGUGUUGCCACAAAUGACUGAUUCCAGUGUGAAGGCAAAAAGAGUAUGAGCACAUAUUUGUGUCACAUGAACGGGCCUGCUGCUCUGUGUGUGACGCCUGCACACAGAAAAUGUCAAAUAAACAAAUAAAUAUUAGCUUUGGAACGUUGAAGGAAACAGACAGCAAUAAUGUGGAAAUUAAAAAAAUUAAAAAGCCUCUAGGGAAUAUACAGAAACAUGAGUAGACAAGAUCCUUUGUUAUAAUACUAAGAUGAAAUUGAGCAGAACAGACUUCUCAACAGAAUGAGAAACAGAUGAAAACAACAUUAUGUUUGCACUUGAAAAUUCCACGCUCAGAACAAAGCCCUCCUUUGUGUUGUAAUUCAUUUUGUGCUAUACAUGGUGCUUGCUGAAAAAAACAGAUAACUUUCCAGUCUUGUUUGUUUUUUUGUGAUGAUGGAGGCAUGUGAAAGGUGAGCACACAAUAGGAGGUCUAACAGUACCAUCGCACUGAGACCAGAGCCAGGGAAUGAGUUGAUGCUUGUUCUGUGAGAGAGGUCAUAAACAGAGGGCUUUUUGACCCCAGAACACGUGCGCUUCGGCUUGCAGACGUGUGGGACAAACCUUUGAAACCAGCCUGUUGAGCUGCCUGCUGGCAUGACACAGGUCUGGGAACAAAAGCAUAGUGAGGUUCAAAGCUCCAGUAAUGGUAGGGGGAGUUUUAAUUAACAUAAUCUUAAGAUAUUUCAAAGUUAUACUGACAUGCAAGGCUUUUUUGAGUAGGAUAUCAGAUAAACACCAAGUAUGCAUAUUUAGAGGUAUGGGUUAAAGCAUCUAUAGCAUACUUAAGCAAACAUAUCUCUGUUUCCUAGACAACAAAAAUAGCUGUUCAGCACAUAAGAAUAAGACCAGUAAAAUAAACCCCUUCUAACAACAUUUGAUUUUGCAUUUGAUAAGGAAACUGUCAAGCAUGAGAUGACCUGAGUCAGAGAAAUCGGUUGACAAUGUGGCAGUCUUUUGUUCUCAGUUUCAGUCCUGAGAAUUUUAAAGGAAACAUCAGAAUUUGUUAAUGACAAUGACAUAUUCUCCAGUAAUUCAAAGUAAAUUCUUUUACUAUUAUGUACACUAUUGCAGUACAAAUAUAUUUAGGUAUGUGCGUAUUGUAUAUUAUUUGCAUGGUUCAUUCCAGCCAUCCAUUUUCUGAAAUUGCUUGUCUAUUCAGGGCCGCGGGGGUUCAGAGCCUGUCCCAGAGGCUACGGGCCAAAGGCAGGGAACAACCCAGCAUGGGGUCCCAGCAUUUGCAUGGCUAAUCAAUAUUAUUUAUAAAUGAAUAUCUAUUGCAAUUAGGAAAAGGUCCCUUUUCAAUUUACAGAGUACAAUACAACUGGGUAAAUUACACAGAACUGGUUAAUGUAGGACAAGAGGAGGAAGGUGAAGCCCACUCAGGAACGCAUGCAGGAAUUCUGAAUAAAAUUAGCCUUCAUGAUGGCAGAGCUAACAAUUAAUAAUUGAGAGAGACCCUGUAAAUCUUGACCCUGUGAUAUUUCUGCUUCCUCCAGAUCAGUGGCAUUUCCACAGAAAUCUCUGUUGCCCUGUCACAAACAUAGGGGGAGGGUGUAAGAUCAUCUCAGGGGCUCUUCCUCUCUCUGCCUGGCUUCUCUUAACUCUUUGGGCACAGAAGCCCUGCUAAUGUCCCAAGGCACCAGCCUGAAGUUUAGCUGAAAAGGUCAGAUGUUCCUCUGCACUCUGGCAUUGUACACAUGUCCAAAAAUGUUGACCACACAAAUCCAUUUAGAAGACACACAAAUAAAUGUUUUACAUUCCCACUACCCUAAAACUAAAACUUAAAAAUGACUGGAGGAAUGAACAAGGUUCAUGGCGCAUGGACAAUGACACAUAUAUUACUGGUUGGUGUUCCGCAUUUGAAGGCUAUCAUAGUAUACUAAACAAAAGAUUACAACUAAUGAUAACUGCCUGCCUUAAGAUCACUGGGUGCUUCAGAAUACUGCUGAUUAAGAAAAGUCACUCCAUUGCUGUUUGCGCCCAAAACAGAAUACUGUGGAUGCUACAGGGAUUUUUGGGGUAUAGGUGCUUAUGACCACAGGAAAGAGAGCGAGAGCAAGACAGGAAACCACCUCCUAUCCUGAGAAGGGGAGGUCCAAGGCUACUCAGCAGAAGGGAGCAGUACAAAACGAGUGAGAGAAGGCAAAGCAGCCGAGAGACCGGUUUCUCAGUUUACCAUCGUUCCUACCCACCUGCUCUGAUUUUUGACCUUGUCCUGAGUCGAAGAUGAGAUAGUGGGAACACAGGUUUCAGCUACUGGGGGAACUCGCUGUCCUCGACAAGGCGGUGUUUGUACGUGCAAAACAAAAUGGAUUUACUUUGCAAAAGAAAUGUGAGUAUCUUUUAAUAGGCUUGGGUUACUGGAUACUCCACAGUUUGCAGGCAGCGUCUAAUUUUCAAAAUGAAGGAAAAGCUCCUUAAUACAUUUUUACCUCUUGCUUUAGUUUGUACUUCUUAAUCUAGUGAAAGGCAACUAACAAAGAGAAUGUUGAUACCUAAUUGGAAUAUCCCUGCAGUAGAUGACUUGUAUGGACAUUUAGGAGAUUUUAGAGACACUCUGUUUUAUAGCACUACUGGUGUCACGACCUAGUUGGUGAUACUAGAAAGGUUUAGAUGCUCCUAAUGCGAUAUUGAAGCAAUUGGAUAGUUUUGAUCUUUUCAAAAUUGAAUGGAAUUGUAUGCCCCUGUGAUUAUAGAUUUGAUCUUCCAGACACUGCUACAGUAGAAAGGGGCUUGGAAGAGAGAGGGUGCUCUUUUUGAAGGUACUGUUGUCAUGCUGCCGUGAUCGUGGGCGAAGCUGUAGGGUGGCGAUGGAGCUGAAGGUGUGGGUGGAUGGGCUGUUACGGGUGGUGUGUGGUCUGUCUGAGAAGACCUCCUGUCAGGAUGUAGUCAUCACCCUCGCCAAAGCCAUGGGUCAGACGGGUCGAUAUGUUCUGAUCCAGAGGCUGAGAGACUAUGAAAGGCAGCUUCUGGCUAAUGAGAAGCUGCUGGACUCCAUGACAAAGCUAGGUCAGCAAGCCAGUGACAUCCAGUUCUUCUUGCGCCGCAUUGGUCCCACUAAUCAGGACAGAACAGUUUCGGAAAAAGGAAUUACCAGCCCCAAACUACAUGUGUUAGAACUUCACAAACACAAGGAACCCAGACGGUCUCACACAUUCAACCUGGGUCACUCUAGCUCACUUAAAAAGAAGCCCAAGCAUUCGAAAAGGUCAGCUUUCACACCUCCCCCUUGCUCGUCUGUCACUGUGUCCAAGGACGAGAUUUUCCAGCAAGUUCUGCAGCAGCAAACAAGGCUGCAUGACCUGGAGGUCCAUCUGAAUGCAACGGAGCAGGAGAUGCUUGUCUGGGAACAGAUGACUGCUUCUGACUGUGAGCUACCAGAGACAAAGCUAGAGGCAAAACUGGAGCAAAAGCUAUGCACAGAGGAAGAUCAGGAACUUGCCUUGAACCACAAGCUGAGGAAACUGCACCAAAUGCUGGACAGUUACGAUACCAGCCUGCAGGACCUAACAGUCCACACUGGGCAUCUGGAGAAGGAGAUUGAGCUGGAGGACAUCAGACGUCAGUCCUUCGUAGCACUGUCAAACCUUGAGGAGUCAUUUGGGUCUGUUAAGGUGGAGCUAAACAGCGAGCAGAAGCAUGGAGAGGAGCUGGAGUCUUCUCUUACAGAGCUUGAAAAAGUUCUUGGGAGCACAGAGGCUCUGCUGCAGGCUAAGACAGAGGAAAUGGACAAGCUGAACAAGGAGCUGCGACAAUGCAACCUGCAGCAGUUCAUCCAGCAGACGGGAACCCACAUUCACACAGACCUAGAACAUCUGGAGAAAAUUGAAAAGAUGCAUCUCCUCCCUAAAGGAUCCUACAAUGGUUCUGGCUCAUGUUAUGCGGCACUGCCCCCUCAAUCAACGGCCAAGCGGCUUCUGGGUCACCCGCGGAACCUGCUGGGUCACCCGCGGAACCUGCUCGAUCCUAUUAUUUCUAGCCUCAACCCCGAAGGCGUGUUUGUGUGAAUCUCCCUGACCCAGCAAGGCGCCCCAGUAGCUGAGCUCUGCUUCCCAAAGCCACUUUGAAAGUGUCUCCCGAGCCUCUAACAGUGACACCCCACACGGCUUUACAUGAAAUGACUUCAGCCUCUUUAUCAGCUCACCCCAGGACUCUCACUUCCCUCUGCACAUGGGUUUGUCUUAUCUUGUCUAUUAGCCCAUGUGCUACUAUUGUCUUUUAUGUACCUCAUAUCUAUUUUGGAAAUGGCAUCUAAUGACAACUGUGCUAAUAAAUGGAUCUGGGCUGCUAUAAGCUCAUCUUCAGACUCAUUUCCUGGCCUUUGAUGCAACCUACUAGAAGAUGCAUCAAAUAUGGCUACCAAAAGACAAUCCAAGGAACCACAUCUGCAUAAUGGUAUCAUAAUUGUGAGAAUGGUCUUGCAAUAUUUAAAGUUUUGAAUAUUUAAAAAUGAUUAACAGAACUGUUUAAAUUAUUUUGUGACCUGUUAUGUUGCUUGCAAAAUUUGUGAAUGGCUCAUAUUCCUGAAACUGAGUACACACAGCACAAUACAAACAUGCAUUCCAUCUCUCUUUAUGCUUCAACCAAUUAAGAGAAGCACUGCAAAAGGAAGCCAUUGUGGAUGUAAAGAGGAGCCCCCAUUUGUACCUUGUCCAAUGCAUGUGUACUUUGUCUACUAGGAUGACAGCUAUUUUAAUUACUGAUUGCACAAAAAGCAUGUAUUUAUUGCAAACUCCUAUAAACAUUACAUUCAGUGAAUUACUGCAAUAACUAGGUGUGAUUACGUGUGAUUUUAUAAAAAAAAAAAAAUUACAGAUUUUUUUUUUCAAUAGACUGUAAACCAUUCAUCCAUCCAUCCAUUUUAUCAUGCUUAUCCUAGUCAGAGUCACAGGGGACCAUAAGUCUAUCCCAGGCAGCACAGGGCAGUAGACCCUGGUACAGUCCCUCACACUUUAUGGGCUGUGUAAACAGUGACAUGGGUGUUAAAGUAAAAAGGGGCAGGGCAAUAGAUGAGGUAUAUUGUUUUUAUGCACAAGGAAACGAUCUACAGCUUUGUAAUUAUUCUGGGACGAAAGCUUGCUCUACUCGCUUGUUUUAAUUAAAUUAAAACUUUCUGGCCCACCCAGGAUUUUUGGAUGAAGGCUGCCGAUGACAGUUCAGAGAUAGAUACAAUAUAACCUUUAUGCUAAGAUGUUGGUUCAGCUCCAGGGGUGGAUCCUGGUAACCCUAUUCUGGGUGGGGUAUGCUGGCUUUUAUUGAUACCUUAAGUAGUUUUUGCACAUUUUGCCCCUGUAUGACUGUAAUUAGAGUUGAGUCUGUAUACUUGACACAAAGUCAAAGUUAUUUAGAGAGGGUGGUGGCCUCAGCUGAGGAUGCACCUUGACAAAUUUGUGAUUUUCAUGAAUAAAAUAUCAAAUCGCAGCCAUGUUUUUGUAGGCGUCUGGUUUGGGGGGUGCCAGCCAUGCUAUUUGCAGUAGUUAUUUUGGCCUUAUCUGACCAUGACUUCCAGUACAUAUUUGGACAGUUCAAUGCUAAAUGGGAAAUGAUGGGGCUAUGAUGCCCUCUGAGAAAAGACUGCAUUGUUCUGUUCACAUGAAUAGUUGAGAUUACCCUUAGUUGUGGACAUUGUGUUGUACUACAGAAAUUUGUAUUACAGAAGUACUAUGACCUGAGGUGAAAGAAGAACAUCAAACAUAACAUUAUAUAAUGUUAUACAUGUUAGUGUACAAUGUUUUGUUUAAUAAAUGCCAAAAACCAGAUGGUGAAUGAAUAAAAUGGAAAAUCCGAAAGACUCAGGUCAGGAUAAGCAGCUGGAAGAUGGUUAGGAAAGACACACAACUAGCACUGUGGCAUGAUGACUUCACAUCACCAGGGCUGUGGGUUUGACUCCUGUCAUCUGUGGCUGCAGAGGUUUAAACUCAAAAACUUAAGAUGAGAAAAUCUGGCAUCAGAUGCAAAUAAUUAGUUCCUGGAUUUACAGAGGGAAAAAAAAUUAAUGAUAUCCUGGAAAUCCAGGAAAAUUCCCAAGGGGAUAUUGUCCAUGCUGCAAAAUAUACAUUUCCUCAAAAUGAGCACAAUCUGCUUGGCAGAACAUGUAGCAUAUCAUGUCCUACCCACCAUAUCCGCUUGACCCUCCUGUAUCCUCCCUGGCGUGGUUCUAACUAGCUACGACUAGCACGUUUGUCUUACCGCUCCUUCCUACCCUUGUGUUAAUCACGUUCAGUUGCCUAUUGUUUGCUCCCUCGUUGAUUGUUGUAUUUAAGUGCUUCUUAGGCCUGUGUUUUCCAGAUCUAUCAUUAAUGUUAUUACCUAGUAUUGCUCAUGGUUUGCCUUCCUCCAUGGCUCCCAUUUUUGUUUUUUUAUAAAAGAUCCUGGUUGUUUUCAGUUUUGUACUUUUGAGAUAAAUAAAACUCUUUUUGUUUGUUUUUCAUGUCUAAUCCUGCGUCCCUCAUCCUGCCAGAUAUUAUAUACAUAAUAUUAAUCAAUUAAUUCAGAGUUAUUAUACAUGAAUUAAAUGGAUCAAAUAAAUGAGAUGGAGCACA